AUGGCUUUUACUGUGACAAUUUUGUACCAAACAAUCCCAACACUCCUAAGAUGUGGACUGAGAAUUGGACCGGAUGGUUUAAGCAAUGAGGUGUACCACGGAGGCACCAACUUUAACAGAACCGCAGGUGGUCCGUACAUCACAACUUCAUAUGAUUAUGAUGCUCCCCUUGACGAAUAUGGUAAUUUGAAUCAACCAAAAUACGGGCAUUUGAAACAACUUCAUGAUGUUCUUCACUCUAUGGAAAGAGCUCUCACAUACGGAAACAUCUCCACCAUUGAUUUUGGAAACUAUGCAUCGAUUACCACUCAGACUUCAAUGAUGGUUAAGAAAUCAAAUGAAGCUGAAAAUAUCCCUUCAACUCUGAAAUGGUCAUGGAGACCAGAGAACAUGGACAAUUUCCUUUUAAAAGGAAAAGGAGAAUCUACACAGACACAACUAUUUGAUCAGAAAGUAGUAACCAAUGAUCAAAGUGAUUAUCUAUGGUACAUGACUACCGUUAAGUUUAAAAAACGAGAUCUAUUUUUGGGUAAAAGUAUGUCUCUUCGCAUCAACAGUACUGCUCAUGUCCUUCACGUUUUUGUCAAUGGAAAACAUAUUGGUAAUCAACACGCUGAGAAUGGAAAAUUUAACUAUGUAUUUGAGAAAGAUGUGAAGUUUAAGUCUGGUCGUAAUGUGAUUGCUCUUCUUAGCAUAACUGUGGGACUUGCGAAUUAUGGUGCUUUCUUUGAAAAUAAGCCGGCUGGAAUCACUGGACCCAUUUUUAUUACUGGAAUAAAUGGUGAUGAAACCAUAGUUAAAGACUUAUCUGCUCAUAAAUGGAGCUAUAAAACUGGUUUAAAUAGGUUUGAGAACCAACUCUUUAGAACGGAAUCAAUGUUUAAAUGGUCAGUUGAAAGUGUACCAUUUAACCGAACCAUGACUUGGUAUAAGGCUACAUUCAAGUCUCCCUUUGGAAAUGAUCCGGUUGUUGUCGAUCUUAUGGGACUUGGGAAAGGUGCUUAUCAUGCUGAAAAAUGUCUCACCAAUUGUGGAGAACCCACACAAAGAUGGUACCAUGUUCCUCGUUCUUUCUUGAAUGCAGAAGGAGAUAACACACUAGUUUUGUUUGAGGAGAUGGGAGGAAACCCAUCGCUUGUCAAUUUCCAAACUACCAGAGUGGGAAGUGUAUGUGCUAACGUCUACGAGAAAACAAUUAUUGAGCUUUCAUGCGAUAGAAAAUCCAUUUUUGUCAUCAAAUUUGCAUCUUUUGGUAACCCAUAUGGCAAUUGUGGAUCUUUUGAAAAAGGAUCUUGUGAAUCAAGUAACAACGCGGUUGAUAUUCUCACACAAAAAUGCAUUGGAAAAGAGAAAUGUUCCAUUGAGAUCUCUAAGGAAAAGUUUGGAGCACCAGAUUGCGGUGGUGCUCCUAGAAGGCUCGCUGUCGAAGCUAUAUGCUAA
Molecule: messenger RNA, 1440 nt
Organism: Brassica rapa (field mustard)
Lineage: Eukaryota; Viridiplantae; Streptophyta; Magnoliopsida; Brassicales; Brassicaceae
Product: beta-galactosidase 15-like
Biological process (GO): carbohydrate metabolic process
Molecular function (GO): hydrolase activity, hydrolyzing O-glycosyl compounds; carbohydrate binding
Source: RefSeq, a predicted model, not a curated record